Molecule: messenger RNA, 1992 nt
Organism: Ziziphus jujuba (common jujube)
Lineage: Eukaryota; Viridiplantae; Streptophyta; Magnoliopsida; Rosales; Rhamnaceae
Exons: 1
Coding region: 580-1542 (320 amino acids)
Source: RefSeq, a predicted model, not a curated record
GCUUUUACUAUAAACAUGCUUGUUUUCCUGGCUGGGGGGGUUUUUAGAUUGCUAUUAAUUUGAGGCAUAACUCAGCAUGUGAUUAUUCACAACUAGAUGGGCAAGUUUUUAGUGGGUUUAAAGUGAAAAAGCUUUUGUAAUAAUGUUUCAUCAUUUAAGGGUAUGAUUUUCAGAGGAAAAUUUUUUUUUAAAAAGAGCUUUUUUUUUUUUCAGUGAUAGUUUUGUUUCAGCAGGUGGGUAUUCGAGGCUUUGUUAUUUGGCAGAGAUAAAGUUAGUACUGUAUGGUAAAGAGAAGCACUAAGAGUAUGAUAUGUUCUGUAAACUUCCAGUCAAAUUUCAUAUCUAAAGGCUCCAGAGAAGAUUGCAACCGUUCAGAAUACCUCAGUAAGCCUUUUUUUGUUCCCUUCACUUUUUUGUGGAUUCUUUAUGUGGGAAAAUUAUAGGAGUUUUUAAUGGUUUCCCAAGAUAAUGUGUGAACGUUAAGCUUUGUAUAUGAAUAUUUUCUAAGGCAAACGUUGGUUCUUUCAUUUUUAUUUUAUUUUAUUUUUUUUCCUAAUGUGAUUUUUUGGGAGAACAAAAAUGAAAUCUUUGAGUAGUGUAGGACUUGGUCUGAGUGUAGUUUUCGGUUGCCUAUUCUUGGCUCUUGUUGCUGAGCUCUACUACUUGUUAUGGUGGAAGAAGAGGUUCACAAGCAGAGAGAUUGAAAAUGAUUAUAGCAGUCCAGCAAAAGAGCUAUUCUACAUGUUUUGCUGGAGAAGACAUUCUUCUUUAACCCACACAGCUCUGAAUCCCCAAGAGCUUUGUUCAACAAUGAGAAUCACAGACUCACUUGUCCAUGAUCAACCAAAUGCUCAGCUUCAAAUCCACUCAAACAGCGAUUUUCUGCUCAAACCCUUUGGGGAAGAUGGGAUUGAAACAGAGUUCAUGAGGCUGCAAAACCCAUCUGCUCCUCCUAGAUUCCUCUUCACAAUCAUAGAGGAAACAAAGGAAGAUUUGGAAUCUGAUGAUGGGAAAUCUAGAGGUGAUAGAAGCAGAAAAGGGUCGAGAAAUAGAAGCUUAAGUGAUUUGAUUCUGACAGUUGAAACUCCAUAUUUGACUCCAAUGGCUUCCCCACCUUUUUUCACACCUCCUCUUACUCCUGUGAAUUCCUCAUAUAACCAGAAUGGAUUUAACCCACUUUUUGAAUCAGCAACAGAUGCAGAGUUCAACAGAAUAAGAUCAUCACCACCACCAAAAUUCAAGUUCUUGCAAGAAGCAGAGGAAAAACUUAGGAGGAAAAAAAUGUUAGAAGAAGAAGCUGAUGAGAAAGUUUUUCAUAGGUAUGAGAAUAUUCAUCAUCAUGAUAAGGGAAAUAAAGCUCCUGCAAUGUCUAAGUUCCUUAAAGAUGAAGAAGAUGGUCCUUUUAUCACGAUCACUGUUGACAAGAACAAAGAUAUGGAACUUAAUCGUCAUGCUCAUUUACAACCACAAUACCAUUCAAGCAGUACCACUUCUCAGGUACUGCCUCUGGCUUCUUCACCUUCAAAAUUCAGAUCACACUAGAUUAGGUAGAACCAAAUUAGUAAUGGGUUUUGUUUCUUUUUCUUUUUUUUCUUGGAUUUAUUAGAACUUUUUUUUUUGGUGAACUUAUUCUGGGUUCUGUUUUUUUCUUCUUCUUUUUUCCUUCUUCAUCUUCCUUGUAGGCUGUUUGGAGGGUUUCAGUUAUAGGGUAACCUGAAAACUAAUCUUAAUGAUAAUGUAUUAUUGAAUUUUCAUCAAUGGUGGCUUUGUGGGGGGGGACAACGUUCUCUGCAGACAUGAUGUUCAGAGAUGCGUGGUGGUGGAGGAAAGUGGGAGACUUGUGGGGUUAUUUGUUUUAUUCAAUCUCCAUGUCUCCUGAAUUGUCUGAUACCUGUAAUCAUUCUUGUGAGUGAUGCUACUGCUCAUUGUUCUUGUCCUUAAGGGCACUGUAAAGUGUAAAGCUCUUUUAAGACAACUCUCUCUCUUUCUCUC